CAGAGGCUUCCCAACACGAUGCAAUUCGUAAUAUUUCUUCGAGGCUAUACGACUCUGAGAUUGCGGCCACUUCGUGGUCCCCGUCGGAUGAAUUUACAAAGAUUCUGGAGAAACAUUUCCGCCGAAAAUUGACAUUUGAUCAAGUAUGCGACAUAUUAGAGGAACAAGCUGUUCCUUCAGUUGAUACUCUUGUAGCUCCAACUCUUGACCCUUCCAUGCUUGAAUAUGUCGCGGUUCAAAACAAAAAAUUCAUACAAGAACGCGACAAAGAGAUCACAGUUAUUCAACGUGCUAUGCUUAACGCUACCGGCCCAUUAGGCACAUUGCAUGAUCAACUCAGGCAGGAUAAUAACCUCAAAUCUGAAGAUCUCAAAUUAAUAUUGGAACAAACUCUUUGUCUCCUGGGUUCUGCAAAUACACAUUUGUCUGUAUUACGUCGCAAGAAAGUACUUGCCAUCAACAAAUCCAAAAUCGAGUUAGCUACUCGACCACUGCCAAAUGCUAAGAAAUAG
This is a messenger RNA of Paramuricea clavata, 512 nucleotides long. The record is from the annotation of a GenBank genome assembly. Lineage: Eukaryota; Metazoa; Cnidaria; Anthozoa; Malacalcyonacea; Plexauridae.